Molecule: messenger RNA, 493 nt
Organism: Scomber japonicus (chub mackerel)
Lineage: Eukaryota; Metazoa; Chordata; Actinopteri; Scombriformes; Scombridae
Product: RING finger protein 39-like
Exons: 5
Coding region: 26-493 (155 amino acids)
Source: RefSeq, a predicted model, not a curated record
GUCUGUAAUAUCCAGCUGUCUGUCUAUGAAGAGUGACCAGUCUAAAGGUCUUCCUAUAUUCUUCAGUAAUGAACCUGGACCCUCAGACACAAAACAGAAAGCAGAGUCUGUAAUAUCCAGCUGUCUGUCUAUGAAGAGUGACCGGUCUAAAGAGCAUCCUCUAGUCUUCAGUAAUGAACCUGGACCCUCAGACACAAAAGAGAGGAAGAGGAGGGCUGUUUCUGUGGAGGAGCAGCUGUCCUGCUGUUCUUUGUGUCAGAUAGCCCUGAAGGAUCCAGUCUCUACCAGCUGUGGAUACUGGUUCUGCAGACAGUGCAUCACCUCAUACUGGGACCAUCAUCAGAAGACUACUGAUUCAUCAAAAGGCCCCUUCUGUCCCAAGUGUAGGAAAAGAUCCAGAACCAGACCUGAACUACAGACAGAGAGUCAGACCAGCACUGUACAAACAGAAAGUGAAGUCAUCAGUCAGCGUGCUAUUGACAAACCUUAUUGA